AUGGACUACAACUUCAGGGCCAUACGAAUUGUAGUCAGUUCGCUAUAUCCUCAAUGCGGUUGGAUGUACUCCCUAUGGAAGGAAGUCAGCGAGCAGAUAAAAAAAAAAGCGGAGGAUUUAAAUAACAGCCUUCAAGAAUUUAACUCUAGCGGCAACCAUCCUUUAGGGGGGUCCUCCAAUGAAGGUAACACGAGAACGCAGGAAGGAGGGACCACACAGGGACCCCCAGACACGAGCCUAAAGAAUUGCAUACAGGAAAAAUUUCACAUAAUAAACGAUAAGUACAUCAAUGGCAAGGACUUCCCGGAGCUCCACUAUUACAAUGAAAAAAUUCUCAGUGGGUUUAACAGCUUUAAGCGGAUUGUGGGGGACAUCUACAAGGACAAGCUGAGCAACCCGAGUGAUGGCCUCCUUCGCAGUGAUGGCCUUCUUCGCAGUGGUGGCCUCCCUCACAGUGAUGGCCCCCCGCACAGUGGUGGCGGCGUUGGCCGCUCGGAGGGGCAAAAGUUCUACCUGUCCAAAAUCGUACCCUGGAAAAAGGGAGACAUUAUGAUAUCUAAAAUUUACAGAAAAAAAUACGACGAGGGAUUCCCAAUCAAUUUGCCUGACCCAAAUUUAAACUCCUAUGUGUACCAAAAAAUUUUAAAAUUAAAUUUAGAUCGAAAUAAAAUUUUACAUACAAAUAUUUUGCAGAAUUACAACUUCAGUUGGAACAAGAAAAAGGAACAGAGUGAGAAAAUAAUUUUGGAGGACCCCAACUUGGAACGAACGAAAAAAUUUCUCGUGCCGUUUUACAUGUCUGAGUUGGAUUUCUGGAGGUCCUACUUUUUCAACAUUGAUAUUAUAUACAACGAAAUUGCUGACGAUAUCUACGAGAGUAAGAAGAAUUUCCCCGACGGUGAUGAGCCACUACACUUUGUGCCCCUUUCAUGUGGUCUCAGCUCCGCGGAGCGGCAGGCCCCCACGGGGAUGACACCCACUGCGGUGACUGCGGAGACUGCGGCGACUGGGGCGACUGCGAUGACUGCGAUGACUGCGAUGACUGCGACGACAUCCACCGCGAUAACCCCCCCUGAUGCUGCCAACCUGUGGACCCCUCCCACGAAUGGGAAAGAAACCACCGUGGAAGGAACAACAGGAGAGACACACUUAACGAACAAAUUGAGCUUUCCAAAGUUGGAGCUCCCUGGGGAGGAGGAGAAAGCACCCACGGAAUGGGAACAACAUAUAGAAAACUCCAAAAAGGGAUACGGAAAAAAUGAGUCGAAGGGAGAAGAAAUCUCAGCGGAAGUAUAUGAUACCUCGAAUUUAGCUAAUUUCCAAAGUUUGAAUCACUCAGAUUGGCUAGCUCCUUUAGAAGAGAGGACAAAGAAAAGUGGCGCGCCCCUUCCAAGAGGUACCGAUGGGGAAACACCCGAUUGUAACUCUGCAUCCCAAAUGAGUUGCAAAAUUGAUUCGAUCACACCGAAGGAGGAUUUAUUUUUAAUGACAAAAACGAAAAUUAACGGACUCAAUGUUUACAUGGAUAAUGAUAUUUUCGUGAACCUUCGAGACAAAUCAGAAACGUUUGGUUCUCUAUUGGAGGACACGAAGGAAUACACAGAAAGGGCUAAAAGGGAGGAGUGUCUAGGAGGUUACUCUAAUCUAGAAUUAGUUGACCACUCGUUAGAGGUGCCAUUUGAGAGAGGUUCUAACCAAAGGGAGGACGAAAAAGUGGAAGGAAGUGCCGUCUCGCAUAGGAGAACUGGGGAUACUAUCGAUGUGGAUGUUGAAGCUGAGGAGGACAAGCCUGUCGAAGGGGAUCAACCGAUUAAUGAUCAGCUUGACUCUUUAACCAUUUCGAAGUGCAAUAUAAAAUUUUUGGAUCUUAUUGAAGAGCAAAAUGAAAAGGCCUUUAGCCCCGGGAAGCAAAACGGCGGAGAAGCCGGUUCUGCGUCUUGCGAUAGGGUGGAGCGUGUGGCAGCUGAGGAGGGGACCCCCCCGAGUGACAAAUGGAAUGGCCUAGGAGAUGCCACUGUGGUUAGUGUGCAUGAUGGGGUGAGUGAACAGUUGGGCAAAGAGAAAGGGGAGGGCAAAGAGGAGGGCAAAGAGGAGGAGGAAGAGCACGACAAAGAGGAGGAUGAACAGGACGACGGACAGGAGAACGAACCGGUCGACGAACAGGACGACGGACAGUACGACAAACAGGACGACGAACAGGACGAGGGAGGGAAGAAGGAGAAGGACGAAGCCUCCAUCCAUGCCAACCUGAACGAAGCGGAAACGAAGGAAGAACUGGACGAUUGUGCGCUCCCCGAGCAGGAGGUUGCACCGACCGAUGAUCCGAAUGUUGCGCAGGAUGUACCUCUCGUGGCGCAGGAAGUACCUCUCGUGGCGCAGGAAGUACCUCUCGUUUCGCAGGAACUACCUCAUGUUGAGAAGGAACUACCUCAUACCCACCAUGCGGGUGGAUCAAAGGACUGCAAAGGACUACUUAGUGAGGAAGGGGGAGAACAAACUAGCCCAUAUGGUAACCUAAAAUGUGAUCCCAUGUGUGUAGAGCUAAAUAAGUGCAACACAUUGGUUGAAGAAAACAGAAAAGUGAAUGAAGGUGUAGAGCUUAUGAUAAACAUUACAAAAAAUUCAAACGCAGUUGAGGACAGCUUGGCUGGUGAAGAAAAGGUUAAUGCCGCUUGUCAUGGGGGGGAGGAAGCUCUACAUAGUGACGGCGUAGAGGUGAAGAUGUCCAGGCCAGUGAACAGCUCCAAGGAGGGGACUUCUGAUCAGAUCAGCGGGUUGAUCGAGGGGACUUCUGAUCAGAUCAACGGGUUGAUCGAGGGGACUUCUGAGCAGAUCAACGGGUGGACCAGCGAGUGGACCAGUGAGUGGACCAACGAGUGGGCGAACACGUCGAUGCCCCCCACCCCAAAUCAUGCUACUGCAAAGCAGAAUGACCAAGUUGAUAAGCAAAACGACAUCAACGUUGAGGUAAAAGCAGAAGGUGAAUCACCCAGGAGCGCAGAGGGAGACACGAAAAAGUCACGAAAAGAAUGCGACUUAAACCUUGAUGAGUUAAAUUUUUCGGAUGUACUUGAAUUUGACAUAGAUUCAAACAAGUUCAACGCGGAAGAGUUGGAGCAGUUUGAAAAGGACCUCCUGAAUGCGUAG
This is a messenger RNA of Plasmodium cynomolgi strain B, 3147 nucleotides long. RefSeq lists its product as hypothetical. The coding region runs from base 1 to 3147 and encodes 1048 amino acids. The record is from RefSeq and is a predicted model, not a curated record. The transcript is spliced from 3 exons. NCBI's taxonomy places the organism in Eukaryota, Apicomplexa, Aconoidasida, Haemosporida, Plasmodiidae.